Messenger RNA from Podarcis muralis (Common wall lizard), 3104 nucleotides. RefSeq names its product zinc finger and BTB domain-containing protein 26-like. Lineage: Eukaryota; Metazoa; Chordata; Lepidosauria; Squamata; Lacertidae. The record is from RefSeq and is a predicted model, not a curated record. Gene Ontology annotation, molecular function: RNA polymerase II cis-regulatory region sequence-specific DNA binding; DNA-binding transcription factor activity, RNA polymerase II-specific; protein binding. Gene Ontology annotation, biological process: regulation of transcription by RNA polymerase II.
CCUGGGGGAAAAAGUCCCGGACCCUCCGAGAGGGCGGAUUCCAAGAUGGCGGCGCGGCCGGGUUGCCGCGAGUGGCCUUGACGGAGCCGGUGUGAAGCGACCGCCUCGGAGGCCCUAAGAAGCGGCAGCGGUCCCUUCCCCACGCCCGAAGAGAGACGACAAGGCGCCGGUGGUGGGGCCGGCGAGCGGGCCGCGGUUACGGGCACAUCAAAAAUGGCCCCAGCCUGCGAACGGCUGCAGUUUCGAUUUCCUGGCUACGGCGAUGGGGUGCUGCACCGCAUGGACCAGCUAAGGCAGCAGAGGCGCUUCUGUGACGUGACAGUGCAGGUGAACGACCUGCGGGUUCCCGGGCACCGUGUGGUCUUUGCUGCUUGCUCCCCUUUCUUGCGCGACCAGUUCCUGCUCAAUGACUCCCAGGAGGUGUCCGUCUCCCUCUUCCAGAGUCCAGAGAUCGGGCGCCAGCUUCUCCUCUCUUGCUACACAGGAUGCCUCGAGGUGCCCAUCAAGGAACUGGUCAACUACCUAACAGCUGCUUCCUUCUUGCAGAUGGGCCACGUGGUGGAGCGCUGUGCGCAGGCGGUCUCCCACUACUUAGUCCCCAAGGCAGACACCCUGCUGCGGGAGGAGCAGGCGGAGGGGAGCUAUUCCCAGCAGGAUGGGGAAGAAGAAGGGGAGGAGAAGCAACCUCCUUCACCUAUGGGGGAGACAGAUUCUGAGGAUGUCAAAGUGGAAGUGCCUGAGUUCACCCCACGCGACUCCCACGGCCCCUCUUCUCCUGCAAUCUCCCUCUCCCUCAUCAACUCCGCUGUGGAGAUCACGCGCAGCUACCUGCAGGGUUGCUAUGACGACGAAGCAAGCAGCGAAGGACUCACUUUCCCUCCAGCGGCUCCUGCCCCUGCCCCUCAGUGGAGGAACUACCCGCUGCAUCGUCACCGGCAUGGCACGGCCAUGGCGUACAGGGACUGGCGGGCGGGUGGCGGGGUGGCAUCGUGGAAAGUGCCGGGGCUGGAGCGCCCGUACCGGUGCCCCCGCUGCAACAGUGUGUUCCAGCAGCUGGGGAACUUUGUGAGCCAUGUGCAGGAGCACAAACUCUUCCUGUGCCUCCGCUGCGGCAAAGUCUUCUCGCAGAAGAGCAACCUGACGCGCCACAUCCGCGUGCACACCGGCUUCAAGCCCUUCCAGUGCCCCGUCUGCCGCAAGUGCUUCACCCAGAACGCCACCCUGCAGGACCACCUCAACCUCCACAGCGGCAUCAAGCCCCACAAGUGCAACUACUGCGAAAUGCACUUCACCCACAAACCGGGCCUGCGGCGCCACCUCAAGGAGAUGCACGGCAAGAGCACCGUCCAGAACAGCCACGAAGAGAUUGAAGAGGUCACCAUUGACUUUGAUUGAUGCGAGAGGAGGGCGGGAGGGGAGGCUGCAAACCGAGCGGAAGAUAGUCUUCUGUGAGGCCGGGCAGAGUCUUCAGUCAGUCCAAAAUUCCUUUCAGUGAAAUAUGGGCUACGUGAACUGGGUAAGAGGCACCCUGCAGACAGAAGCAGUCGACGCAGGGGUGUCACAGGCACACUCGUUGCUUUUCAAGUAGUAAGGGAAGUGCUGUGGCUAUAGAGUGUUUACUGUAGAAGAGCACAGAGGACAAGGACUGAACCGUCAUCUGGAUAGGAGACAAAAUCGCCCCACAGCAAGGAGAGGCUGUUGAGUGAGGAUGCUGCCUGAGGAUGUCUAGGCCUGUUUUGUAAAUGGGUUCACGUGAGGGGAAGCCGCUGCCUCAGACAGUGGAUUUUGGGUGCUCUUAACGGCAGCAGUGGGGACACGAGAGAGCUGGCUCAUGGGGCACAAUCCACUGGGCAAGCCCCAGUGAAAUGAAGGGGAGCCCUGCAAGAAUGUGAUGGUGCUUUGGUAUAGCUCCCUUUCAGUGUGUGUGUGUGUGUGUGCGUGUGCAGAAGACCAUCAUGGCGGAUUAGUGUGUAAUGGGAUUGCGAUUUAGAUUUCCUACCUCACACGUGUCAGUGUUUGCUCUGGCCCCGGUGUGGCCGCUGCAGAAUCAGCCAUCUGACUCAACACCAGAAGAACUUAAUCAAAUAGGGAUGACAGGAGAUGGAAGUUUACAGUUGAUUGAUGGAUUAAAAUUAACGUCAUUGGGUUCGGGUGGCAGACACCCAAUAAUUCUUGAAAUGAUUGCUAAUCUUAUAAUAAAAGAUACCACAUGUCACUAAAAUUGGUCUCCUUACCAAGAUGAUUGGAAAGUGGUCAACAUUUUGCUGCUGGUUUUUUCGAAAGGGGGAAAGCAAGACAUUAACAGGCCACUUGGCCUAAGGUCUGCCUCUGCUAAAUUGAGGGAAUACGUUGUUAAUGAUAGAUGUAUGGAGCACACUGAAGAAGUAAGUCUUGCUUACUAUCAACAUGGCUUCUUCAAAGGAAAGUCCUGCCUGACCUGCCUUCUUUAGAUCUUUGCAAGUGUCUACAGCUCCAUGUAAGCUAUCAGCCUUGACACCUAUAUGAAGAUUUCUUCUUGUUCAGAGGAAGUGUGCCACAUGGUACCAGUUGCUGGGGUGUAACAGCAAGGGAGUCUAUUGGAAUUUUUUUUCUGCUUAAGGCUGUGUUGGUGGACUUUUUGGAGGCAUCUUGCUGGUCGCUGAUGGAAAAUAGAUACUGGAGUAGAUGGACCUCUAGUCUCAUCUCUCAGGUUUGUACACCAGCCUUACAAUUAAGCACUAGCCUAGCUGGUGUAAGCAACCAGAAAUUCUAUGCCGGCAAGCAAGUAGUUUGGCAGAGAAGGGGUGAGCAUAGAAACCAGGUGGGCUUCCCAAAGAGAGGAGCCUCUUCCUCUGUGCCCAUCAUUGAAAUGAGGUGACCCACUGCAGGAGAGAUGGAGCCAGCCCCCAGCAGACGACGACUACUACUACUACUACUUUUUUAAUUAAUUAAUUAAUUAAUUUUGUAGGCUACUAGCUUUCGUAGGAUUAUUUACAACAUUCUCUUUCAUUCUCUAUUUUCUUUGGGGUAGGAAUCACCCGUGAUCCCAGUAGGCCCUUGUUGGACAUAUGCGCCAACCGAGUUUGCGCAGCGACUGGGGCGAUGUAAUAAAAGCUUGCCUGCAA